GCGCCGUACCUGCACGCCGGCGGCCCCCCCGGCCCCUUCGGCCCGCCGUCGUACGGCUCCCCGCGCCCGUUCCUGGCCGGCGGCUCGUCGGCCUUCGGCGGCCCUGAGCUGGGCUGGCUGUCGGUGGCCAGCCAGGAGGAGCUGCUGAAGCUGGUGCGGCCGCCCUACUCGUACUCGGCGCUGAUCGCCAUGGCCAUCCAGAACGCGCACGAAAAGAAGCUGACGCUCAGUCAGAUCUACGCCUACGUGGCCGACAACUUCCCCUUCUACAAGAAGAGCAAGGCCGGCUGGCAGAAUUCCAUCCGACACAACCUGUCGCUCAACGACUGCUUCAAGAAGGUGCCCCGCGACGAGGACGACCCCGGUACGUGAACGCACCACUCG
Messenger RNA from Hippocampus comes (tiger tail seahorse), 384 nucleotides. RefSeq names its product forkhead box protein I1c-like. Gene Ontology annotation, molecular function: DNA-binding transcription factor activity, RNA polymerase II-specific; RNA polymerase II cis-regulatory region sequence-specific DNA binding. Gene Ontology annotation, biological process: regulation of transcription by RNA polymerase II; cell differentiation; anatomical structure morphogenesis. The transcript has a single exon. Lineage: Eukaryota; Metazoa; Chordata; Actinopteri; Syngnathiformes; Syngnathidae. The record is from RefSeq and is a predicted model, not a curated record. The annotation marks the transcript as partial.